GCAGCGUCGCAUUACGUUAGCUUUGUGAUUCUGCUUGGUGUGUGGACCGAACGGAAUCGCUUUUGGGGUUUCUGCUAUGGGAAAUUCCGACAGCAAACCAACCGUAUUGAAAUGCAUGCUUCAGAAUUUUCAGAAGUAUAAGGGCGACUACGGAGUGAAGAUGACAAAGCGAAAGCUUAGCACGCUGUGAUUUAUUUGCCUUCGAAUGGGAGGAUCCUGAGGGGGAACACAAAUGCCAGCUGACGUGGACAAGAUUACCACAAGGAUUAAAGAACUCACCCACCAUCUUUGGGGAGGCACUGUCAAAGGACCUGGUACCCUUUGGUGAAAAUAACCCCAAUGUCUCCCUUCUACAAUAUGUGGAUGACUUGUUGCUAGCUGCAGAAACUCAGGAGGCGUGUGAGGAUGGGACAAAGAGGCUGUUAGAACUACUACAGGACAAGGGAUAUCGAGUCUCUAAGAAGAAAGCUCAGGUAUGUGUUCAAACUGUAAAGUUCCUGGGGUUCACAUUGAAAGGGGGAACCCGUUCCCUCUCAGCCUCUCGGACCCAGGCUAUCCAGGGGCUGAAGGAACCAAGGAACCGAAAAGAGUUGAGAGAAUUCUUGGGAACAGUGGGGUACUGCCGUCUAUGGGUGCCAAACUUUGCUACUGUUGCCAAACCCCUAUAUGAAGCUUUGAAAGGGGGAAAUAACCUCCCCUUGGACUGGAACUCAGAACGGAAAAAGGCAUUUGAUGACUUAAAGAGGGAGCUGCUGAGUGCCCCUGCUUUGGCUUUGCCAGACAUUACAAAGCCCUUUCAGUUGUUCAUACACGAGAGGGAAGGGAUUGCAAGGGGAGUUCUGGCUCAGACUUUAGGGCCGUGAAGGCACCCAGUGGCAUAUUUGUCGAAAAGACUGGACUAUGUGGCAGUCGGAUGGCCAGCCUGUUUGCGAGCUGUUGCAGCUGCUGCUGUCCUGGUAAAGGAAGCUGAUAAAUUAACCUUGGGACAGAAGUUGAGUGUGUUUGUGCCCCAUGCAGUGGAGACUCUGCUUCGUGGCCCUGGAGGGAAGUGGCUUUCUGGUACCAGGCUGGCCCAGUACCAGGGGGCACUCCUCGAGGACUCUCGUCUAACUCUUAAGACUAUACAGGCUAUUAAUCCUGCCUCCCUCUUGCCGGUCUCCCUGGAAGCACCAGAACAUGACUGUGUAGAAACCAUUGAGACUAUAUACUCUGUGAGACCAGACCUGCAGGACACUCCCCUUCCGAACCCUGAUCUCACUCUGUUUGCGGAUGGAAGCAGUAUGGUGAUAGAUGGAAUUCGGAGGGCAGGAGCGGCUGUUGUGACAAUGGAACAAACUGUCCGGUCAGGGGCUCUACCCCCAGGGACAUCAGCCCAGAAAGCUGAGUUGGUAGCACUCACUUGGGCCUUGGAACUAGGGAAAGACAGAUGACUGAAUGUGUUCACAGAUUCCUGAUAUGCAUUUGCCACUUUACAUGUUCAUGGUGCUAUUUACCGGGAGAGAGGCCUCCUGACUGGGGGGGGGGGGGGAUAUUAAAAACUCGUCAGAAAUUUUAAACUUGUUGCAGGCUGUAUGGUGGCCCACUCAGGUGGUGGUAGUACACUGCCCUGGGGAUCAAAAAGGCAAUACGAUGGAAGUGAGAGGUAAUAGAGCCGCCGACCUGGCAGCAAAGCGGGCUGCUAUGGGAGAUUUGUUGCCUGAGGCACAAAUCUUGGUGGUGCCACUCCUACAACCGCCCAAGUAUUCCAAUGCUGAGCUAGCUUGGGCCAAAUCAGAGGGAGCAAUAGAAAAGAAUGGGUGGCAGGUACUGCCUGGAGAGAAGGUGUUCCUGCCGGAGCACUUGGGACAUUUCGUAAUUCAAGAAUUACACAGUAAAACUCAUUUAGGCAAGACAGCCAUGGCAGAAUUGCUUGCUCAUUAUUUUUACAUAUCCAGACUCUGGACUCUGUGCGCUGCUGUGGCCAGCAAAUGUGUGACUUGUGCUAACAACAACCCAGUUUCUCACCCACAGCGUGAACCAGGUCUCCGGCGACAAGGAACUCUUCCCUUUGAAGACAUUGAAGUGGAUUUCACUGAGAUAAAAAUCCACUGUCGGCAACAGGAAGUAUUUGCUGGUGCUCAUUUGCACCUAUUCAGGUUGGGUAGAGGCUAUGCCGACAAAGACUGAAACCUCCAGAGAAGUGGUGAAGGCAUUGAUGGAGUUAAUCAUUCCCCGGUAUGGGCUCCCCAUGACCGUAUGUUCAGAUAAUGGGCCUGCUUUUGUGGGUAGAGUAGUUCAGAGCCUCUCUGCAGCCUUAAGCCUAAAGUGGAAGCUACACACUGCCUAUAGUCCUCAGAGUUCGGGGCAAGUAGAACGACAGAAUCGCACCCUAAAGAACACUCUGUCUAAGCUGUGUCAAGAAACGGGUGCAAAUUGGGUGACUAUGCUUCCUAUGGCUUUGCUGCGGUCGCAUUGUACUCCAUACCGGGAUGGGCUCACACCUUUUGAAAUCAUUUUUGGAAGGCCGCCCCCCUUGGUGCCCAUACCGUGGGGACUACAGGAAAUUGGUGCUUUAAGCUUACAACAACAGUUACAGGCGCUACAAAAGACUUUAAAGGGGCUCCAGCGGACUGUGUUAGAGCGACACCCAUUUCCUCUUCACAGUCCUAGGCACGCCUACGAGCCUGGCGAUCGGGUGCUUAUUAAAAGCUGGAAAGAAGAGCCCCUCAGAGAAAAGGGGGCGGGGCCAUAUGUCGUAGUCAUGACCUCACCAUGCGCCUUAAAAGUUGCAGGUUACACGCCGUGGGUCCAUCACACACACGUGAAAAGAUGGACUGCUGAGCCCUCGCCCGCUCCGUCACCUCCCAGCGCCUGCGUACCCCGGCGUUCUGAACGGCUCAAGAAGAAAACAGAUCCCGCUCAGCCGCGGCAAUGAACCAGCUAAUUUGGACGGCGCUGAUUCUUUCGGCAGCUGCAAUGGAAAGGACAGCAAGAGCCUCCGGCACGGCGGGCGGAGGAGAGCACCUCUGCAACUACACUCUCGAGCGCCCCCGAAUGGACUCUAUUGGACUUAGUCAGACUGUACUUAGUUCCCUACGCCUCCCCUGUGCCCAACAAACUGUGGUGUUUGUAGUUCCAGUGUGCAAAUUGUGGAACCCGCACUUCUGGAAGGGAAAAGCCGACCCAGCCAAAUUUCCCUUCCCUGCUUGCGAGGUACAGAAGCAAGGAAUUGGCCAGUAUGUGCAUUUCUCUGACGACACUAACCCUGAUUUAACCCUAGUCAAGGCUGGAAUGUACAUAUGUCCAAAGGUGACAGGGGCGAUUGUGGUAAGGAGAGGGAGGCGUAUUGCCAGCGCCGAGGUUGUGAGACUAUCGGCCUCUGGGGGGGAGCCUUCGAUACUCCCGGGCAUGGGACCAUAGGAGACUCUUGGAUACAAAGUGAUGACUACAUUCAGGUGUACAGGGAAAAGCGGGCUGGGUGCCGCACUGGAUACUCGGAGGGGUUUUGCUUACAAGUCCGGAUAGUCUUUUAAAAAUCCAUGAACCAGUGUGGUCCACCGGGCUCACUUGGGGUGUACGUAUGCUCCUUAAUCGGGUCUCUGGGUAUGACCCAGGCAUAAUUUUCCAAAUCACCCCGGUGGAGGUGACCUCUCGGAGACCUGUGGCCCUGUUUCCAGCAUUGUCCCGGGAGCUACACCGGGUCCGAGACACUAGCCCCAUAAUUAUCCCAGGAGAAAAACCCCCAAGACACCCUCCCGGUCCCAGAGACCCAGAAAACUGAACCCACAAUACAGCAGGCUCAAAGGGCUGACCCAGCAGGUAUGGGUAUGCUGGGUGCCAAGUCAGAAAUUUAUCAAGUACUUAGUGAAACCCAUCACUUGUUAAACCUGUAUAACCCUGAAUUAGUUAAAACCUGUUGGCUGUGUGUUCGGUCUACCCCACCAUUUUAUGAGGCGGUGGCCGCCCCAAACUCUGUGACACCCAGCUCACCCAUGUGCUCCACGGAGGAGGAGGAACCUCUGUCCCUCUCUAUGGUAGAGACAGUGUAUGGGAGAGGUUUCUGUGUCGGGCAGGGGAAAAACCCAGUCCUCUGCAGUCGCUCCGUUCCACAAAACCUCACUUACCGAGCCCCUCAGGGGCUAUGGUUUUUCUGCAUGAAUGGGCUAUUCAAAUGUUUAGAUCACAAACAAAGGCUGACAGGAGCCAGGCCCUGUUUGUUAACUAUGCUAAUUCCCAGGGUGCAGAUUAUACAAGGGAACCUACAGGACUGCUUUCUGUUCUCAGAGGUAAUUACCCAAGAAGGACGGGGUCGUGCCAGAAGAGCAACUCCUGUUUUGGUGCCCAUUUUGGCUGGAAUGACCAUAGCUGGGAGUCUGGCCACUGGGAUAGGAGCCCUGGCACAUUCAGAGAGAGGCCUGCAGAGACUCUAUGGGAUAACCAACAACAUAGAGCGCAAUGUAGUUGGGGUUCGAAGUGUGAUGAAACAAUUACACAGUCAGAUAAACUCCCUAGCAGAGGUAGUGCUGCAAAAUAGAAGGGGGCUUAACUUACUGUUUUUAGAACAAGGAGGGCUUUGCGCAGCCCUUGGUGAAGAGUGCUGUUUUUAUGCCAAUAACUCAGGAGUUAUCAUGGAGA
Molecule: messenger RNA, 4614 nt
Organism: Chinchilla lanigera (long-tailed chinchilla)
Lineage: Eukaryota; Metazoa; Chordata; Mammalia; Rodentia; Chinchillidae
Exons: 2
Coding region: 2150-2914 (254 amino acids)
Biological process (GO): DNA integration
Molecular function (GO): nucleic acid binding
Source: RefSeq, a predicted model, not a curated record